AUGGAAGCCCAGGUCCUACUCUUGGGAAAAGACACCGGAGAUGAAUCCUCCUCCUCUAGAGGUUCCGUGGGCACCACCCCCACCCCGGCCAAGGGCUUGAAGGACGGUGGCCCAACCAGGACCCAAGAUGGCAUACAAGGCGAGGCUGGAGUGGAGCUGCUCCUGGCCGAGGGCCGAGGCCCUGCCAGGGGCCGAUGCGUGCGCUGGGGUCCUCGCGAGCACCGGGCCCUCUUCCUCCAGGCCACUCCACAUCCCGAUAUCAGCCGCCGCGUGGCUUCCUUCCGCUUCGAACUGCGGGAGGACGGGCGUCCAGAACUGCCUCCGCAGGCUCAGGGCCUUGGUGCAGAUGGUGCCUGCAGACCCUGCAGUGAUGCUGAGUUCCUUCUGGCUGCAUGCACCAGUGACUUUGUGAUCCUCGGAACCAUCCAUGGGGUCACCCACGACACAGAGCUGCAGGAGUCCAUUAUCACUGUGGUGGCUGUCCGUGUUCUCCGCCAGACGCUGCCGCUAUUCCGGGUAGGGGGCCCUGGGGCCCAGGUGCAGGCCUCCAUUCGCACCCCACUGCGCUGUGGUGUCCGCCCUGGCCCUGGCACCUUCCUCUUCAUGGGCUGGAGCCACUUUGGUGAGGCCUGGCUGGGCUGCGCCCCCCGCUUCCGGGAAUUCAGCCGUGUCUAUGCAGCUGCCCACACCAACCACCUCCACCCCUGUGAGGUGGUGCUGGACUGAGGGGCCUGGGAGCAGGACGCUGGGAAGGGGCUGGGAGGAGGGUGGAGGGAUGCCUCCAGAUGGCAUCACGGUACCCACUGCUUCUGCUGUAACAGCAAUAACCAAUAAGAACACUGACUACAUUCACCAAUG
Vicugna pacos (alpaca) is the source of this 858-nucleotide messenger RNA. The record is from RefSeq and is a predicted model, not a curated record. Lineage: Eukaryota; Metazoa; Chordata; Mammalia; Artiodactyla; Camelidae.